AUGCAUAGGGAACAUGAGGAAGCUCAUGAAAAAUUGUUUCAUGAUUAUUUCAGCAUCGAACCUCUGUACCCCGAGAAUAUAUUUCGCCGAAGGUUUCGUAUGCACAAGCAUGUUUUCCUUCGUAUUGUCGAAGGUUUAACAGCUAAAGAUGAUGAGUUCUUCACGCAAAAACCGGAUGCUACUGGAAGGAUAGGUGCAACUGCACUCCAAAAAUGCAUAGCGGCUAUCAGGAUAUUGGCAUAUGGUUCAUCCUCUGAUGCUGUUGACGAGUACCUGAAAAUUGCUUCAAGCACCGCUAGAGAAUGCCUUCUUCAUUUUAGCGAAGGGGUUGUUGCUAGAUUUGGACAUGAAUACUUGAGGAAGGCAAAUGCAAAUGACAUUGAGCGUCUCCUACAUGAAGACGAGCGUCGUGGCUUCCCAGGCAUAAUGGGAAGCAUCGAUUGCAUGCACUGGAACUUGAAGAAUUGUCCUCGGGGUUGGAAAGGAAUGUAUCAAAGGUCUCCCGUCUUUGAUGAUGUUCUGCAAGGAAGAGCUCCAGAGGUCAACUUCUUAGUGAAUGGGACAACUUAUAACAUGGGUUACUAUCUUACUGAUGGCAUAUACCCGAGGUGGUCAACAUUCAUCCCCGCAAUAAAGCUCCCCCAAACCCCCAAACAAAGAUUAGCCACACAACAUCAAGAAGCUGGAAGAAAAGACGUAGAGCGUGCAUUCGGGGUAUUGCAAGCUAGAUUUGCAAUCAUUCGCAAACCCGCUCUCGCGUGGGAUAAGGACAUAUUGUGGAAAAUAAUCAUGCAUCAUGCACAAUAUGAUUGUUGA
Beta vulgaris subsp. vulgaris (sugar beet) is the source of this 816-nucleotide messenger RNA. RefSeq lists its product as uncharacterized. The transcript is spliced from 2 exons. Lineage: Eukaryota; Viridiplantae; Streptophyta; Magnoliopsida; Caryophyllales; Amaranthaceae. The coding region runs from base 1 to 816 and encodes 271 amino acids. The record is from RefSeq and is a predicted model, not a curated record.